UUAUGGCAAAUGAUGAUGAUGAUCAUCCUAUUUACAACAACAUCAUUGUCCUACUUAUUGUUGUGGGUUCAGCUGCAUUUGUUGUUUGCUCAAUUUACCGUGUUAUCGCCAUUUGGUUUUGUAACCAACAAAGCACCACCACAGAUCAAAACCUCCCACAACCACCACCGCGGUUUGCCAACCUCGGCGAAAGCACAUCCUCAUCAGUAGUACACCUAAUUCCAACACACAAGUACCGCAAGAGAAAUAAACCCGACGUUGUUGCAGAUGAUGACGGUGACACAUGUGCCGUGUGUUUGGGAGAUUUUGAGGAGGGUGAGGAGUUGAAAACUAUGCCUGAGUGCUUGCACUCCUUUCAUGUACCGUGUAUUGACAAGUGGCUCAAUUCGCAUUCUAGCUGCCCCAUUUGUCGUGCCAGUGCCAGUGCCGCCCCUUCCCCGGCAGUGAAUGAACAACAGCACAGGAUAGAUAUGAGCCAUAAUCUGGUUCCAGUUGCUAUCAUGCAAAGGGGAUUAUGGUGAGAUGGUGAGGUUUUGGUUCUGCUGAUUUUGAGGAGUACACACACAACUAAUUUAGCAAUACCAAAAUAUGAUUAUUGCAAUUCAAUUUUUGUCUAUACUAUAGU
Molecule: messenger RNA, 625 nt
Organism: Trifolium pratense (red clover)
Lineage: Eukaryota; Viridiplantae; Streptophyta; Magnoliopsida; Fabales; Fabaceae
Product: RING-H2 finger protein ATL52-like
Exons: 1
Coding region: 3-521 (172 amino acids)
Biological process (GO): protein ubiquitination
Source: RefSeq, a predicted model, not a curated record